AGCUCAUUUCAGCUCCGAAAAUCCUUUUUCUUUUUUUUUUUUUUAAUUUGCCUUUAUUUCUGGAUCUGGAAUCCUCGCCGGGGUCAAGCAUGUCUUCAACGUCUUCGUAUUGGUGUUACAGCUGCACCCGUCUGGUUCGUGUGGUGGUUUUGGAUAGCGGGUCAAACGACGCGGUUGUCUGCCCGUACUGCGACGGAGGCUUCAUCGAGGAGAUCGAAUCUUCGGACAAUCACAACCGUCGGUUUCCAGCUAUGUACAUGAUCACCAGCAACGAUAAUAGCCGUCAAAAUUCGAAUCGGGCGCGAAAUCUCGUCUUUCGUAGGAAUCGUCGCGGUUCUGUUGACCGGUCAAACAUCAAUCCGAUCAUCGUCCUCCGUGGCUCCACCGACGACGAGAACGGCUCCACCAACGGGAUCAGCAACAGCGGGUUUGGGUUCUUCUAUGAUGACGGAUCUGGGUCCGGUUUAAGACCCAUACCGACUUCGAUGUCCGAAUCUCUAAUGGGUUUGGGUUUCGACCGGUUAUUGGAACAGCUUUCCCAGAUCGAAAUAACCGGACUGGGUCAACCCGAGAACCCGCCGGCUUCGAAAUCGGCAAUCGAAUCAAUGCCGACGAUUCAAAUAGAAAAAGCCCAUGUUUGUUCGGAAACCCACUGCGCCGUUUGUAAAGAACCUUUCGAGCUCGGGUCGGAAGCGAGGGAGAUGCCGUGCAAGCAUAUUUACCAUGAAGAUUGUAUCAUCCCAUGGCUGGCGCUUCGGAACUCGUGCCCACUUUGCCGCCACGAAUUGCCGUCGGAUCGGAGCGAGUCGAACGACGAGGCAUCAGAGACGGUGGGGCUGAGCAUAUGGAGGUUACCGGGUGGGGUUUUCGCGGUGGGAAGGUUCAGGGGAGAAAGGGAAGUGCCGGUAGUAUACACGGAGAUGGACGGUGGGUUUGGGGAAUCGGGAUCGGAAUCGGGUUCGGGUCAUGGAGCAGCGAGGAGGGUAUCGUGGGUCGGGGUAAGAAGAAGAGAGAAUGGAUUCAGGAGAGUUGUUAGAAAUGUGACGUCGUUUUUGAGGGGGUUGAGGUCUCAGCCGUCUCAUCGUGGAAAUGAAGAAUCCGGUGGUUUGACUAGAAGUGGUUCAACGUCUAUGUUUCGUAGGUUUACAAGAAGCUUAAGCUCAAGCUCCAACUCUGUUUUGUAAUAACAAUAAUUUUUUUAUUUAGAUUAAUUACAUAAAAGAAAGAGAAAGCCAAGUAUUUUUUUUUCCUUCCAAAUUUUUUUAUGGGGUUUUAUGAAAAGAAAUGUGUUCUUUGAUUAUUGUAAAUACCAUUUAAUUGCCUAGAAUUGGAGUCUCUGAUUUCAGGUUGCAA
Gossypium arboreum is the source of this 1353-nucleotide messenger RNA. Its product is annotated as E3 ubiquitin-protein ligase RDUF1-like. Lineage: Eukaryota; Viridiplantae; Streptophyta; Magnoliopsida; Malvales; Malvaceae. The coding region runs from base 90 to 1184 and encodes 364 amino acids. Gene Ontology annotation, molecular function: ubiquitin protein ligase activity. The transcript has a single exon. The record is from RefSeq and is a predicted model, not a curated record. Gene Ontology annotation, cellular component: cytoplasm. Gene Ontology annotation, biological process: protein ubiquitination.